AUGGCGCAGCAAGUUGAUUGUGAUCAUGAGGACGAUUUUAAACUCAUCAAAACAGGCAUCUUCGGAGCGAUGGCAAGUACAACCACGUGUCCAUCAAUAACAAGUUUGACUUCAAAUCAACAUAUUCCUAAUAUCGAAAAAUCGAUAGAACCUGCAUCAAUAAAAACGGACCAAACUACAGUUAAUGAAGCUCAAUUCUCAUCAUUAGUAAAUACAAAUCCUUUACCAACACGCUAUGGGGCAGCCUCAAUGAUUCCACGUGCUGACGGUUUUGAUAUGAAAUCGAUUAUCAAUAGUAGUAGUAGUAGUAGUAGUAGUAGACCGAGUCUACCAACGCAAACAAAUGAUUUCAUGAGUAUUUUAAAAGAUGAAAAAACGAAAAAGCAAUCAUACAACAACGAUCACAUUCGACAAAUACUUGCUGAUAAUAAUAAUGAUAUUAAAGCACUUCUUCAAAGCGCUAAAAAAGCUCAACAAGAUUUUCUUGAUGCCAUUAAUCUCGAUUAA
This is a messenger RNA of Rotaria socialis, 507 nucleotides long. NCBI's taxonomy places the organism in Eukaryota, Metazoa, Rotifera, Eurotatoria, Philodinida, Philodinidae. The record is from the annotation of a GenBank genome assembly.